AUGGCAUAUAAGCCCUGUGAUCGAAUUUUCGCCAAGGUGAAGGGGUUUCCCCAUUGGCCUGCACGUAUCAAUGUUCUCCCCAAUGACGUGAAGGUUCCAAAGGGCAAAUAUCCUAUUUUUUUCUAUGGUACGCAUGAAGUUUACUUUUUAGCUCCCAAGGAUAUCUUUCCCUAUGAACGCUGGAAGCAUAAAUAUGCAGUUAGCAGAAAUCGGCCAUUGUUUCAGAAAGGCCUUGAGGAGAUUGAAAAUGAACCAGAUGUGCUGCUCUAUGGAAAAGAUGCUGAUGCGGAACAAUUUUUAUCACAAUUUUACGAGUUCAAACGAUCGGCCGGUCGUGGCUCUUCUUCCUUAGAUGAAGAAUUCGUUACUCCUUCAGAACCUCCUAUGGGGCAUGCGUCCAAGAAGAGUGUUUCGAGAAGUUCAGGUGUGUGCUCAAGGCGAUCUGGCACCAAGCACAUUCACGAGUCGGGAAAGCAGGUGUCUCCUGAUCGUGAAGGCCGAUUUAGCAAGCGAGUAACAAAAACGGAAAAGCAAUCAAGUAGUGUUCUUAAUGAUGGUGAGAAACUGACGACAGACAGUGCUGCUGGUGAAAGACUGGAGUCGCCAUUGGACUCUGAAACUGGUGAAGUUAAUCGUGGCUCCACUGAUACAAUAUCGCCAACGAAUAGAGCUCCUGCAACUACAGCACUUGGUCGUCCGAUGCGUAAGUCGGCAAGUAAGUUUUCGGCCAUGAGGCUCCUUAAAGCUGGAAUUACGUUCGGUGACGACGAGGGCUCCAACGAGGACGCCGAUUGGCAUCCUACAGCCGCCCACAAUAAUGAUGCUUCCGAUGACUAUGUACCUCCUGACAAGUCUCCUACUUCACCCAAAAGUUCUCAGCAUUCAAGGGAUGGUUCUUAUCAAAGGGGGUUGAAGAAGCAGAAGGAUAAACCAAAAUCGGUAACUUUCGAAAGGUUGAAGCGUCCAAUAUCAUCCUCUUCAACCGAGGAGUCAUCCACAUCUACGGACCCAGACCGUCGCGAUAAUCGAAAACGAUCGCUUGUAAGCGAAUCACAGCGAUACAAGAAGCGUCGAACCCUGCCAUCUUCGCUUGCACACCGGCGAGAGCGAUCAAGAGGCUCUUCCAGCGUUAGCAGGCCUCGUCUAAAACUGUCAAAUGUUUCAAUGACUGCAGAGGAGUUAAGUAAUCGUUUAAACAAUCGUCAGAACUACCAGAAUGGGCAAAAACAGCUCGAAGAGCUGGGAACAGAAGCACGGCUUCAUAAAAUCGACAUUGCAAUCAAGACAAGUCUCAUUCGAGGUCAAGAAGAUAUCCCUACCUGUCUUCAGCGGUUGGAGGCACUUGACAACAUGGAGCUCACUCUUCCCGUUCUCGUCAAGUGCGGCGUCAUUGUCGAAACGAUCCGCAAGGCGAGUCCGGUUUUCCUUUACUCCCUUCUUCUGACUGUUCAUGUGUACCGUUUGCAGUGUUCGCGUUACAAGCCUUCCAUGGAUGUGAGAAUUGCUGCUCUCAAGGUUUUUAAUCGGUUUUUGAAAAUAAGAGAAAAUGCGUCCAAGGAAGAGAUGGAGGAGGCUCAUGCGGAGUUAAUUGCAAACAAUAAGCGACUGCUCACUUCGAGUUCCCAAACAGGUCCCUCAUCGGUCGCUGAUAUCUUUCGGGAUGUACAACAACCUCGGGCAAGCACCGCUCAACAGAAACCACCUCCUCCGUCGAAAUCUCCAAUCCAGCCUACCAAAUCCUUAGCGCCUCCUUCAAAUGCGGCCUUACAGGCCUUACCAUCACCAGCCUCACCAUCUGUACCACAGCUGCCGAUACCCUCUGGUGCCACUCCUGCAUCUCACUCCUCUACUCCUCUCCCUGAUCAGCCUGCAUGUCCAAUUCAGGACGUCCCAGGUCCCCUCUCACCAUCAAACGGAUCGGACUCCGAAGGAUUAGCUCCCUCACUUGGUGAUUUGGAGGGUGGAGAGAGUAUGGAGAGUGACGAUGAUUCUGUUCUCUCGCCAUCGAAUUCUCUCUUUAAGUCUCUUAACGCUGAAGCUACUGUGGCCGCUGUUAAACAGGUCUUCUUCCAACGUACCAGGGACAAAAUGGCUGCGACGAUUUCAAGGAAUCAACAACCGGCUUCCUCUCCGCAAACUGAGUUGCAGCCAUCGACAGUAACGUUGGAUUCUGAUGCUUGCGUACCACAAUUACCUCAUUUUUGUUCUGGUCCCUCCUCAACCCAUGUCCCUCCUACAAAUCUGUUAUCCUCUUCCAUUCCCUCGUCUUCAUCCUAUCAGUCAUCUUUUGACGUCGAGUUACACCGUCCACCACCUCCCCAGGUACAGGAAGCAGGGAUUCGACGAAUUGAUCAUCUCUCACCAGAAAACCGACGCCGUCUAGGGAGAGAGAGAGCUCGCAGCCCGCAUGCCUUACCACAUCCAUUGGAGCAUUAUCAAAAGUUUUUGCGCAAUGGGGAGGCCCACUUACCACCGCCACCGCAACUGUCUCCGCCUCCAAUUCUGCCGCAGCCGUAUGUUCGCGGUACUACUGACGACUUGGACACACGAAUUGCACGUCUGUUAGAGGCUGCGGCCCCUCAGUCCCAUCAGCGGCAGGAAUUCCACUCUUCUGAUACUUUGUCCUUGCCGCCUCCACCUCCGCCUCCUCUACCGCCUUCCCAAAAUCUCAUUUUAUCGCACAGGCCUCCCCCUCUGCCACCACACCCUCCUCUCAUUCCUACAGCGGCUCCGUCCGGCUACACUCCCGCUUCGCCUGUUUCAGACGGAGCUAACGAUGGACAGUACUUCGAUCUGCUCAACGUAUGGCCUCUGCAACAAGGCCAUGGUUCUGACAAGGUGUAA
Molecule: messenger RNA, 2844 nt
Organism: Hydatigera taeniaeformis
Lineage: Eukaryota; Metazoa; Platyhelminthes; Cestoda; Cyclophyllidea; Taeniidae
Source: the annotation of a GenBank genome assembly